Molecule: messenger RNA, 3569 nt
Organism: Schistosoma turkestanicum
Lineage: Eukaryota; Metazoa; Platyhelminthes; Trematoda; Strigeidida; Schistosomatidae
Source: the annotation of a GenBank genome assembly
UUCGGGAAUGCACUUAUAUAGAAAUAUUAAUCUAUUCAAUAUUAUUAGAACUAUAACAAUUAUUUUAUCUCAAUGCUGUGUUGAUAUUGCUUAUGCGAAGCAUGAAAUCAAAAACCAUUUUAUUAAAAGCUCAAACUUACAUUAUUAUAACCGAAUAGAUGAAGAUAUUAAUUUCAAUGAAAAACACUUAUCUCGACAAGUUUUCAAAAGAAGAUCAAGAGAUGCUGUACCGAUCAUGUUUCCGAUUAAUUCAAAAGAAAGUGAAGUGUCCGAUCAUUUUAAAAGUCUUAUUGAAUCUAAUCAAAAUGGAAAUAUACCAAGUGAGGUUUAUUCAAACGAGAGGGUAGGUGAACAACAAGGCGAAGCUGAAGAAGGUGUAGAUGAUUUAAAUCACUGUGUUCCAAUUCAUGAACCUAUUUGUCAUGGUCUUCAAUACACACACACUUGGUUGCCUAAUUCAGUCGGUUUAACGACACAAGAAGAGGCUGCUAAACGCAUGAACGACUAUCGUUCCCUGAUCAAUGUUGGAUGUUCACAAUAUCUGAAAUUUUUUCUGUGUACAAUUUAUUUCCCAAUGUGUACUCCAGCUCUGAAUCCACCCGCUGCCUUACAGCCAUGUCAAAAUCUAUGUCGUUAUGUCCAGUCGAAAUGUGAACCGAUUAUGAAAAGUUUUAGCUUUCCUUGGCCAAUUGAACUGAACUGUAAAUCAUUACCCUCAGAUUCUGGAAUGUGUAUACAACCACAAAAUUAUGAUUUAGAUAAUAAACAAGGGGAAAUUUUAAGUCAAGGAAUUCCAUCUGAGGCCCAUGGAGCCAUUGCUAACUUGCUGCCAGAUUUUGGUGAAUUUCUAGCACAUCAAAGUGCACAAAACCAACAACUUACUGGUAUCCAAACUAACCAGUCAGACAACAAUCAUGGGAAACUAUAUCUAGUGGACAGUAACCAGUCUGCAUUAACAAAACAUCAUAUGCUUCACAGGACUAAACUACAAGAUUCGAAGUGUUAUGUUGUUGAAGUACUUUUAUAUUCUGAACAAGCUCAUAAUAAUAUUACAUGCGCCCGUCGGUGUAGCGCUCAUUUAUUUUACAAACCAACUGAAAAACAUUUUGCCAAUAUUUGGAUGUUAGUUUGGGCUGUACUAUGUUUAGCAUCAUGUGCAAUGACAAUUGUCACAUUUGCUUUAAACCGUGCACGUUUCGCUUAUCCAGAGAGACCGAUUAUUUAUAUAUCAGUUUGUUACUUUUUCUACUCUACUGGAUUUAUUUUACACGCUCUAAUUGGACGUGAUUCAGUGGCUUGUAGAAACAAAAUUGAAACUAUUUCGUCAUCACUAUUGCCUAGUGGAGUAUCACAAGAAGGAACGAAGAAACUUCUUACAAGUGUAGUUCAGUCGAAGGCUAAUGUUACUUUCUUGAUAACUGCUGGACAUGAAGGUACAUGGUGCACUAUCGUAUUUCUUAUCCUGUUUUAUUUUAGUCAAGCUAGUUAUUUAUGGUGGGUUAUGUUAGCCAUCUCAUGGUUCUUAUCAGCUUCAUGUAAGUGGGGAUGUGAAGGCAUAGAGGCUAUUAGUAGUAUCUUACAUAUGCUCUCCUGGGCGAUCCCUGCGUUGAAGACUAUUAUCAUAUUAAUUAUGCACCGCAUUGAUGCAGAUGAGUUAACUGGAUUAUGCAAUGUUGGUUAUCAAAAUUCAACGAGUUUACUUGCAUUUAUAUUGUUACCACAGGUGAUCUACUUGCUAUUGGGGAUUUUGUUUUUGUUGGUAGGUUUUCAUUCUUUGGUUUCUCUGCGAUCAAACUUAAAACAACAUGCCAAAAGUCUCAUGCCCACUGCGAACACGACAACAGGAUUAGCAAACUGUUAUAACACACAGUUUAAACGAAAUGUUUCAGCCACAUCGGCAACACCACAACAAGCAGUGAUGACAAGUAGUCCAGUCAUUGCUCUCAAUAAUGGGAAUACACGACGUCUAGAUAAACUGAUGAUAAAAAUGGGAAUUUUCUCUAUGUUGUAUAUUAUACCAAAAGGCUGUGUCAUUAGUGUUAAUAUUUAUAAUUAUAUUAGUUACCCCAAAUGGAUGAAAACACUGGAUAAACUGGCGAAACAAACAAAUUGUUUGACGGAAUACGGUACAAAUUGGUCAUCGGUUAAUCAAUGUCUUAGUGAUAAUCUCUUCCCAUCAGUUGAAGCUAAUAUGCUACAAAUAUUCAUGUCCUUAGUUGUCGGUAUCACUUCAGGUAUGUGGGUAUGGUGUAACAGAAAAUCAUCAGAAGCGUGGAUUAAGUGUAUGAAAGGCAAAAGGAAAGACUUCUCUCAAAACAAUUUGAAUUAUCAUCAUCGUACUUGUGGGGACGUUGUUGCCACCGGUGCUGUUGGGGAUAAUAAUAAUAAUUUGUCUCAAGUUGACCAGAAAGCACAAUUUAUGAAUUCGACUUGUUGUAAUUCAAGAGGGGGGUGUGGAAUAAACAGUCAAUAUCCAGGAAAUACCAACAAUUUCGAUAGUUUAAUGAACAAUGCAAGUCAGUUGGUAGUUGAUUCGUCUCAGUGUUAUCAACAACAGCAACAACAACAGCAACAUCAGCAUGCAAUGACACGAAACAACGCGAGAAAUUUAAUGACUUCUGGAUCAUUUAAUCUAUCAUCCGGAACAGCUUCAUGUACAAGUGCAGUGCCGUUGUCUUAUGGUUUAGGAACAAUGGAUAUGGCCUUAUUAAAUUCAAACGAAUCCAAUUAUUGUAUCCGUUCGUCACAAAGACAAACCGUGAAAAUAAGGCCGACUAAUAUUGGACGACCUGACUUUUGAUUUAUCUGUGCAUUAUGGUUGAAUAAAGUUCAACCAUGGUUAUAUUUAUCCAAAACAGUUGAUAUUCACGCACUUGUAAACAAGAUGUUAUAUCAUAUAAAACUUGAAACAUUGAACGAAGGUCAAAUAUUAAAAGAAUUACUUUCUUUGAGUCUCAUUCAAUUUAUUUUGACGAAUAAUGACAUGAUUUCCAUUAUAUUAUUGCAUUAUUCAUAAAUGAUGAUUCCUUCAUUUGUUUCCCUUUAAUUAAUUAUUUUUCAGUUUAAACACACUGUUCUCAUCUUUGUAAAUAAGUUAAUUUGUUACUGGUGUUCCAGUUAGUUUUCUUCUAUUCUUUACAUUUUCUGAUGAAAAUCUGGAACCUGAAACUAAUCAGUCUACAUAUUCUAACAUUCAUUUACAUUACCAUACAUUAAUCUAUCUAGAAUUUACUUUCAGUUCACUUAUUGAUUGGAGACAAAACAAAAUAAAUCAAAUUAUAUUUGAAAGAGAAAUGAUUCGGUGAUAUUUUAGGUUGAUGUUGGCUAGCACAGUAAAACAAAUCAACAAUUAUUAAUUAUAACUUUUAUCAAAGUAGCUUAUAAAUUCCUUUUCAAUUGAAUAGUACUGUAUAUGCGUAACUUUAGACUUGUAUUCUGUAUAAUUUAUUAUUUUAAUUCCGUUUUAUUCGUAAUUUAUAUGCUAUUUUAAAAAAUUUUAAAAUUUCCAUUUUGAAAAUGUAAACGUAUUCAGCUUUCACAAACAAAUAUAUAUAAGUACUCAGCUUAAA